This is a messenger RNA of Schistosoma bovis, 740 nucleotides long. The record is from the annotation of a GenBank genome assembly. NCBI's taxonomy places the organism in Eukaryota, Metazoa, Platyhelminthes, Trematoda, Strigeidida, Schistosomatidae.
GAAAUUUCGUGAGUUGCCAUUUGUCAAAUUAAAUCGAUGAUUUUUUUAUUCCUCCGUGUAACGAUGGUGGUGAAACGUGUCUUUACUGUUUUCAAAUCUUGUUUUUGUACAACUUAUUCUCCAAGUCGCUGUGUUAUUACUGCUGUAACUAAGUAUCUGAUCGAUAUGGUUUGGUUUUCGAUCUGAUGGAGUCUCAAACUUUUCACUAUUGCUUCUAGUGAUCAGUAUGUAUAAAAAUGGAAACCUGUUGUCUGAUUCUGCUUGUAAUGUGUAUUUUAUGUUGUCAAAGACACCAUUGAGCAAAUUGUCAGUACUUCUCAGUAAAUUGUUUUUGUUAAUAACAAAAGUAUCAUCAUCAUAUCGUAUCCAUGUUUUCGGAUAGAUCAUUGGUAAGACUGCAGUUUUCAGCCACUACAUAGCUGCUGCGGUAAUUAUUCGGGAUAUCAUCGGAGUCAUUAUACUGGAAUAAAAAAAUACGUGGUGUAACUAUGUACAAAGUAUCCAUUAUUUUAUAUAAACAACACAGUAACUUUUGAAUAACUAGCUCAUAAACUUUUAAUUUUGAAUUGUUUAUCUGAUAUUUUUCUAUGCAAUAAAACCAAUAUCAUGCUAAUAGUUAUUUCAUUUCAUGAUCACAUUUACAAUCUUUCAGCUGCUAUUCAGAUGUUCUCUAUAUGUGCACGAGAACUUAAAUUGUUGAAAAUACCGAAGUAAUAGUUACUAAUAUAAUGAGAUAUUAC